Molecule: messenger RNA, 357 nt
Organism: Echinops telfairi (small Madagascar hedgehog)
Lineage: Eukaryota; Metazoa; Chordata; Mammalia; Afrosoricida; Tenrecidae
Product: cytochrome c oxidase assembly factor 6 homolog
Exons: 1
Coding region: 47-286 (79 amino acids)
Biological process (GO): respiratory chain complex IV assembly
Cellular component (GO): mitochondrion; respiratory chain complex IV
Source: RefSeq, a predicted model, not a curated record
GUCAGAGGUCGCCUAGCCAGCCGCGGAGCGCUUGAUCCCACUGGGAAUGGCAGCCCCGUCUAUGAAAGAAAGGCAGGCUUGCUGGGGAGCCCGAGAUGAGUACUGGAAGUGUUUAGAUGAGAGCACGGACGAUGCUUCUCAGUGCAAGAAGUUAAGAAGCUCCUUUGAAUCGAGUUGCCCCCAACAAUGGAUAAAAUAUUUUGAUAAAAGAAGAGACUACUUAAAAUUCAAAGAAAAAUUUGAAGCAGGACAAUUCCAGCCUUCAAAAACAACCACAAAUUCCUAGAUUGUACCUGAACUUUCCACAGAACUUGACUGCACAUACAAAGCCCUGUUAACCUUAAGGACAAUAGUAAU